Molecule: messenger RNA, 1286 nt
Organism: Podospora pseudopauciseta
Lineage: Eukaryota; Fungi; Ascomycota; Sordariomycetes; Sordariales; Podosporaceae
Exons: 3
Coding region: 1-903 (300 amino acids)
Source: RefSeq, a predicted model, not a curated record
AUGUCGACGGUCACUUUGACCAUUAGCUUGGCUGCCAUGUGCCUCGUAUCUGGUAUACAAGCACAUGUGGUGAUGAACACUCCCGGAUCAUACGGCCUCCACGAGGGCACCCCACUCCUUCAAGUCAACCCGCUCGAUGGCGUCACCUACAAGCACCCUCGUUCAACUAAUAAUUUCCAUCACAAUGGACUCACUGUCAUGGAGGCUGGAAAUGUCAUCCACGUCAAUUUUACUGGCGGCGCUCAACACGGAGGCGGCUCAUGCCAGUUCAGCAUCACGUACGAUACUCCCGACAAUGGACAGUUGAGCGAGAAGACAAGGUUCAAGACUAUAUACACCAUCAUCGGGGGCUGUCCGGCGCAGUUUACGAAUGAGAUGGCAAACCUACCUGCGCCAUAUCAUGAUGCUGAGCAACGACUAGAAACUGAGCAUUGUGGUAAUGACACUGAAUUUAAUGGCAUGAGGAACUUCCUGGUUGAAGAAUGGUCCCGCGGUGUUUGCCUCAUCAGCUACCCCUUUUAUCGUCUCUUCAACGGGACUGGAACCACCACUAUCGGAGUACCAUCCAUAACGCCAACAAAUACGGUCACAGUCUCAUCUACUGGCGAAGUCUGCGAACCCGACACCUCUACACUAGCAGUCACCAACACAGCCCCUUCAACCCCCACCACCCCCGGAGGAAACUACACCGCCAGUAGCCACCACCUCAACCAAAAAGGCCGGAAUCACUUCCAUAUUCCCCAUCGAAGACACGACGUUCACAACCUCGACUCUCUCAACCACAUCCCUCCCGCUCGCUACGGCUCCACUGCCAGGAUCAAUCCAGAUGCCCAAGCCAGCGGCCAACGCGGUCCCGUGCACAAAGCAAGAGCGAGGAGGAGGAGGCUUUGUUCCUUUUGGUGAAGUUUUGGGAACGAUAAGGGAGUAUAGAAUCAUGAUGGGGCAGUCGGUAAUACGCUUGAACAGUACAAUUUUUUGGAGAUUGUAAUUGUAGCUGAUUAGGUCGCAAUAUCACAGUUUUGUGUUGAAAGUUUGCUAGAGGUGUUAUCAUUAUCUUUGGUGAACCGAGCUUCAAAGUAAAAGGCAAGUCAGCCUCCUACCUACUUAUCCUUUAUGGCUGGUUUAUGAACUAUCAUUUGAAGCCUAUCGGCAAGAUAUCAUCGAGGAAGACUACGCUCACAUGUUGGCGUGGGGUCAUUUCGUUGAGGUCCAUGCUCAUGCCCUACUUGUGCAGCAACAAGAGCAGCAUACUCCCUCAUACUCACGCUCCCAUCCCUCAACCCAGC